Messenger RNA from Lynx canadensis (Canada lynx), 614 nucleotides. Its product is annotated as 60S ribosomal protein L17. The record is from RefSeq and is a predicted model, not a curated record. Lineage: Eukaryota; Metazoa; Chordata; Mammalia; Carnivora; Felidae. Gene Ontology annotation, biological process: cytoplasmic translation. The transcript has 6 exons. Gene Ontology annotation, molecular function: structural constituent of ribosome. Bases 20 to 574 code for a protein of 184 amino acids. Gene Ontology annotation, cellular component: ribosome; cytosolic large ribosomal subunit.
UUCCAGGUGAUCUCUGAAAAUGGUUCGCUAUUCACUUGACCCGGAAAACCCGACAAAAUCAUGCAAAUCAAGAGGUUCAAAUCUUCGUGUUCACUUUAAGAACACACGGGAAACUGCCCAGGCCAUCAAGGGUAUGCAUAUCCGAAAAGCCACCAAGUAUCUGAAAGAUGUCACUUUGCAGAAGCAAUGUGUGCCAUUCCGACGCUACAAUGGUGGAGUUGGUAGGUGUGCCCAGGCCAAACAGUGGGGCUGGACACAGGGUCGGUGGCCCAAAAAGAGUGCCGAAUUUUUACUGCACAUGCUUAAAAAUGCAGAGAGUAAUGCUGAACUUAAGGGUUUAGAUGUAGAUUCUCUGGUCAUUGAGCACAUCCAGGUGAACAAAGCCCCCAAAAUGCGGCGUAGAACUUACAGGGCUCAUGGUCGGAUUAACCCAUACAUGAGCUCUCCCUGCCACAUUGAGAUGAUCCUUACUGAAAAAGAGCAGAUUGUUCCUAAACCAGAAGAGGAGGUUGCACAGAAGAAAAAGAUAUCCCAGAAGAAACUGAAGAAACAAAAACUUAUGGCCCGGGAGUAAAUUCUGCAUGAAAUACAUGCAAAUAAAAGUAAAAACAGAA